UUUUGUAGAAGGGUUGGAGAAUAUCCUGUCAGAAAUUGGAUACAUACCGACACUACAAAAAAUAUUGAUGGUUCAUUGCUGCGAAUCAGUGGUGAUAAGUGCAAAACAGAUAGUAGAGGAACAAAUGGAUUUACAAGGGGACGAUCUUCCCUUUCAAGUUCAGGUUCGACUUUCACUUGAUAAGAAUGAAGCAAUGCAGAGCUUGGCAGACCCCAACUUUGAAGUUGUAUAAUAUAUAGAGGGGAGACAAUGAAAAAGUCCUUAAUCAGGGUUAUUUUUCUAAAUCAUGUGGUUCCAAGGUUUGUCCCUCUUGUCGUCAAUGGCUUUGUUGCAAUGCGAUUGCAGAAGUUUCAAACCGAGUUCACAGCUUCUCAAGACAAGAGGUCUUGUAGCAAAUAACAGACCUCCAUUAGGCCUUUACUCUAAUGUUGAGAAAUGGAAGGAAUUUGGAAAAUGCCAACUUAAAUCAGCCAUCAAGGAAUUGCCAAACUUGCUUGAAUUCUUUCCCCAUUAUAUUCCGCUUCGGAAGAGUUUACUAACAGUAGAAAUAAUGAGAACUAUGGCGCGUUGUCUUGUGUAUUUGGUGCUUGAGUCUAAUAAAAUUCUUUUCUUGGGUAUUGUUUGUUGAUUCUAGAGUAUACAAUAAUGACCACGUAGACAAGUGGUACUUAUAGCCUAGAGAAAGCAAGUCCCUUCAACGAGUCUUAAAAAGGCAAUAAAUUUAAGAUCUCA
Messenger RNA from Salvia hispanica, 732 nucleotides. NCBI's taxonomy places the organism in Eukaryota, Viridiplantae, Streptophyta, Magnoliopsida, Lamiales, Lamiaceae. The record is from RefSeq and is a predicted model, not a curated record.